Molecule: messenger RNA, 2226 nt
Organism: Charadrius vociferus (killdeer)
Lineage: Eukaryota; Metazoa; Chordata; Aves; Charadriiformes; Charadriidae
Gene: MGAT5
Product: mannosyl (alpha-1,6-)-glycoprotein beta-1,6-N-acetyl-glucosaminyltransferase
Exons: 16
Coding region: 1-2226 (741 amino acids)
Biological process (GO): protein N-linked glycosylation
Cellular component (GO): Golgi apparatus
Molecular function (GO): alpha-1,6-mannosylglycoprotein 6-beta-N-acetylglucosaminyltransferase activity
Source: RefSeq, a predicted model, not a curated record
AUGGCAUUCUCUCCAUGGAAGCUUUCCUCUCAGAAACUCGGCUUUUUCUUGGUGACUUUUGGUUUCAUUUGGGGAAUGAUGCUUCUGCAUUUCACUAUUCAGCAGCAAACACAACAUGAAAGCAGUACAGUCCUGCGUGAGCAAAUUUUGGAUCUCAGCAAAAGAUACAUCAAAGCAUUAGCCGAAGAAAAUAAAAAUGUGGUUGAUGGGCCUUAUGUUGGGACAGUGACAGCAUAUGAUUUGAAGAAGACACUUGCUGUCUUGUUGGAUAAUAUCUUGCAGCGCAUUGGGAAGCUAGAGUCCAAGGUGGAAAAUCUUGUACUUAAUGGAACAGGAGCAAACUCUACCAACAAUACUACCACUCCUGCUCCCAGCUUAGGGGCAGUCGAAAAGCUUAAUGUAGCAGAUCUCAUAAAUGGAGCCCAAGAACAGUGUGAAUUGCCUCCUAUGGAUGGUUUUCCUCACUGUGAAGGGAAAAUAAAGUGGAUGAAAGAUAUGUGGCGAUCGGAUCCCUGUUAUGCAAGUUAUGGUGUAGAUGGGUCCACGUGCUCCUUUUUUAUUUACCUCAGUGAGGUUGAAAAUUGGUGUCCUCGUUUACCUUGGAGAGCAAAAAAUCCUAAUGAAGAAACCGAUCAAAAAACAGUGGCUGAAAUUCGUAUCAACUUCGAUAAUCUCUACAAAAUGAUGUCGAGACAUGAGGAAUUCAGGUGGAUGAUGUUACGCAUCAGACGAAUGGCCGAUACCUGGAUUGAAGCAAUUAAAUCACUUGCAGAGAAACAAAAUUUGGAGAAGAGAAAACGAAAAAAGAUUCUUGUUCAUCUGGGGCUUUUGACAAAAGAAUCUGGAUUCAAGAUUGCAGAAAAUGCGUUUAGCGGUGGCCCACUUGGUGAAUUAGUCCAGUGGAGUGAUUUAAUUACAUCUCUCUACUUACUGGGCCAUGACAUCAGGAUUUCAGCUUCACUGGCAGAGCUCAAGGAGAUUAUGAAGAAGGUUGUGGGUAACAGAUCUGGCUGCCCUACCCAGGGGGAUAAAGUUGUAGAACUCAUUUACAUUGAUAUUGUGGGACUCACUCAGUUUAAGAAAACCCUUGGUCCAUCGUGGGUACAUUACCAGUGUAUGCUAAGAGUUCUGGAUUCCUUUGGUACUGAACCAGAGUUUAACCAUGCCCAUUAUGCCCAGUCUAAAGGCCACAAGACACCAUGGGGCAAGUGGAACCUUAAUCCACAGCAGUUUUAUACAAUGUUCCCUCACACUCCGGAUAACAGCUUCCUUGGAUUUGUGGUAGAGCAGCAUCUGAAUUCCAGUGACAUUAAACACAUUAAUGACAUCAAAAGGCAGAAUCAAUCUCUCGUUUAUGGCAAAGUAGAUAAUUUCUGGAAGGAUAAGAAGGCUUAUCUGGACAUCAUCCACACCUAUAUGGAAGUCCAUGGAACUGUUCACGGGACGAGCACUAUUUAUAUUCCCGGCUACGUGAAAAACCAUGGUAUACUCAGUGGGCGGGAUUUGCAGUUUCUACUGAGGGAAACCAAACUGUUCGUUGGUCUCGGAUUUCCAUAUGAAGGGCCGGCUCCUUUAGAGGCCAUUGCUAAUGGAUGUGCUUUUCUAAAUUUAAGAUUUAACCCACCAAAAAGUAGCAAAAACACAGAAUUUUUCAAAGGCAAACCUACACUCCGAGAGUUGACAUCUCAGCAUCCCUAUGCUGAAGUUUACAUUGGGAAGCCCCAUGUCUGGACUGUAGACAUCAAUGAUCUUUCUGAAGUUGAGAAGGCUGUGAAAUCAAUUUUGAAUCAAAAGAUUGACCCUUAUUUGCCCUACGAAUUUACAUGUGAGGGAAUGCUUCAGAGGAUGAAUGCAUUUAUUGAAAGACAGGAUUUCUGUCACGGGCAGGUGAUGUGGCCCCCGUUAAGUGCCCUUCAAGUAAAAAUUGCUGAACCUGGGAAAUCCUGUAAACAAGUUUGUCAGGAAAGCCAGCUCAUCUGUGAGCCUUCCUUCUUCCAGCAUCUUAACAAGGACAAAGCUCUGCUUCGGUAUAAUAUCGAAUGUCUCACCAUGGAGUCUGCAAAUGAUAUUCUGGUCCCCUCUUUUGAUGGAAGAAGGAAGCACUGUGUUUUCCAAGGUGACCUCCUGUUGUUCAGCUGUGCCGGCUCCCACCCAACCCACAGAAGAAUCUGCCCCUGCAGAGACUAUAUUAAGGGGCAGGUCGCGCUUUGUAAAGACUGCCUAUAG